GGUGGGAGAGUCCCAGUCCUUUGGCCUGCAGCGGGGAAGGUUUCCACGUUUAGUUUUAAAGCCCCCCCCCAGUCUUCUGAAAUGGCUGUGCACAAAAUGCUGCGUAACCGGGGAGCGCGGCCGCCUUUGAAACGCAUCUUUCGCGCCUAUUUACUACCCCGUGCUUAAAUUAAAUUCUCAUUGGUUUUAUAUUUCAAGAGCUUGGAGUGCUUCUGUGCGAGGCCGAGCUGUGUUUCGCUGCUGAGCGUGUCGAGGGCGAACCUGGAACAAUUCCGGUAGAGAGUUUUUUUUCUAGCAGAGCCCUCGGUGAUGCCGCUGAGCUAAUUGUGCUAACGGAAAUGGGCGUUAAUUGGGGAGUGAUGCUUAUGCCGGGCACUGAAGAAGGCACAGGUCGUGGUGUAAUCCAUGACGGGGACAGCACGACAAGCGGGCGAGUUCCUCACACGUGUUGGCGGUUGGCCCCGCUGGUUGGGUGACGAUGGUGGCUCAGAAGCCACCAUGUCAUCCGGUCAGGAAUCCGUUUUCUCGGAGUAUGAGACUGACACCAGCCAGACAUCGAAGCUGUUAAGGAAAUUUAAAGAGACACCAUUUGUACCCAUCGGUUUUGAGGUACCCCAGCUUGAGGAGGUUGUUAAAGUUCUCAGUGUCACUGCAGAGACCCCAAAAAAGCCUCUGAGGAGAGAGAAGAUCAGUUGCGUUCAUCCGGAGAGCUUUCCUCUGAUCGGGAACUGCCUCUGACACCAGACGCAUUUUGAUUUCCAGCCACCUUAAGCAGAGAGCAGUCAGGUCACUCGGGGUGAACUGUUCCAAGCAUUUGCCAACACGUAUCCGUCACUGGUUUCUCUGGUCACAGGACUUUGCUUUCCAGCUUGCUGAAGUGUACUACGGACUCUGCGAGUCCGGGUUCUCCCAAGCAGAUUGGCAGAACUUAUCUUCAGCCUGUGUCAAAGCUAGUGUGAAGGCUGUAAAACUCUUAAUUGGUAUUUAAUGAAGCUACCACGUGGAUCGUGUGCUGGUGAAGUAAGGGUUUAUACCUUCCCAGGUGGAAUCGGUAAUACUCAUGUUCAGGGAGACAAGCUGUCCAGGCUCUUGGCAAUAAAAUAUACACAGCCCUUAAAACUUGGCAGCUUCCUUGGAACUACGUAAAUAACCAUCCUAAAUAUGGAAUACAGUGGAUGGAACUGGGAAACUUUGUGCAUUGUUGCUCCAUAUUCUGUGAGAGCAUCAGCGUACGGAGGUUGGAGUUGGCACUUCCAGGGCUGCGUUCAGCCUGUUGAAGGACUGAAAAUGAACUCCUGCCCUGUGACAGACCUUGCUGGACAUCUCUCCCCACAGCGUGGGACGAGUAACGUGUGACUUGUCCUGUCCCACAGACCAAACGUGAUAAUGCCCAAAAUAGCAACCUCAGCAGGCCGGUGGGUACGGCAGGGUGCAUCCACACACCGUGUGUCCCAGCUGCAGCUGAGUGGUGUUCUUGGGUGUGAGCUUCCUCCCAGGAAAGAGGGUGCAAGCAGCACAUGUGCUUUCUGAAAAAUACCCAGGAAACUCUGACACCUUAGAAUCACAGAAUCGUUCAGGUUGAG
This is a messenger RNA of Egretta garzetta (little egret), 1583 nucleotides long. RefSeq names its product HIG1 hypoxia inducible domain family member 1A (gene HIGD1A). Gene Ontology annotation, biological process: mitochondrial respirasome assembly; negative regulation of apoptotic process. The record is from RefSeq and is a predicted model, not a curated record. Bases 406 to 738 code for a protein of 110 amino acids. NCBI's taxonomy places the organism in Eukaryota, Metazoa, Chordata, Aves, Pelecaniformes, Ardeidae. Gene Ontology annotation, cellular component: mitochondrion. The transcript has 3 exons.